This is a messenger RNA of Grus americana (Whooping crane), 4637 nucleotides long. RefSeq names its product fibroblast growth factor receptor 1 (gene FGFR1). Gene Ontology annotation, cellular component: signaling receptor complex; membrane. The transcript is spliced from 18 exons. The record is from RefSeq and is a predicted model, not a curated record. The coding region runs from base 386 to 2842 and encodes 818 amino acids. Gene Ontology annotation, molecular function: fibroblast growth factor receptor activity; ATP binding; fibroblast growth factor binding. NCBI's taxonomy places the organism in Eukaryota, Metazoa, Chordata, Aves, Gruiformes, Gruidae. Gene Ontology annotation, biological process: fibroblast growth factor receptor signaling pathway; positive regulation of cell differentiation; positive regulation of cell population proliferation.
CGCUGCGGGAGCGGCUCAGUCCGGCGGCGGCGGGCGGACGGCGGGGACGAGGCGGUGCGGGCAGAGGCAAGGGACAGCGGCGGCUCGUCGGGGCGGCCGCGCCUCCGGGAGCGCCUCCCGCCGCCACCUCGGGGCCGGCCCCGCCAUGGGGCGGCCGCUGUGAGCGCGGCGGCGGCGGGGCUGCGCCUCUCGCCCCGGCCGGGGCUCCCCUCCAUUGUUCCCGGGAGCGGCGGGCACCGCGCCGCCGCCGCCGCCCGCGGGGCUCCGCUCGGAGGGACUGACAGCCCGGCGGAGACCCCCCCCGCGCCCACCCGGGGCCAGCCCGGGGUCCCCAUGGAGUGGGAGUUGCGGAGCCCAGUCGCCGAGCAGUAGCCGCAGCAGUGGGAUGUUUACCUGGCGGUGCCUCAUCCUUUGGGCUGUGCUGGUCACAGCCGCGCUCUCAGCUGCCAGGCCGGCACCCACCCUGCCCGACCAAGUUCUGCCCAAAGCAAAAAUCGAAGUGGAGUCCUACUCGGCCCACCCCGGUGACCUCCUCCAGCUGCGCUGCCGGCUGAGGGAUGACGUCCAGAGCAUCAACUGGGUGCGCGACGGCAUCCAGCUGGCCGAGAACAACCGGACACGCAUUACCGGGGAGGAGGUAGAGGUCAGGGACGCGGUGCCCGAGGACUCGGGGCUCUAUGCCUGCAUGACCAACAGCCCCUCGGGAAGCGAGACCACCUACUUCUCCGUGAACGUCUCAGAUGCGCUCCCCUCCGCGGAGGACGAUGAUGACGAAGACGAUUCCUCCUCGGAGGAGAAGGAGGCAGAUAACACCAAGCCGAACCAGGCCAUCGCUCCGUACUGGACCUAUCCCGAGAAGAUGGAGAAGAAGCUCCACGCCGUCCCCGCCGCCAAAACGGUGAAAUUCAAGUGUCCGUCAAGUGGGACACCCAACCCCACGCUGCGCUGGCUAAAGAACGGCAAGGAGUUCAAACCUGACCACCGCAUCGGGGGGUACAAGGUCCGCUACGCGACCUGGAGCAUCAUCAUGGAUUCGGUGGUGCCGUCGGAUAAGGGCAACUACACGUGCAUCGUGGAGAACAAAUACGGGAGCAUCAACCACACCUACCAGCUGGAUGUUGUGGAGCGGUCCCCGCACCGGCCCAUCCUGCAGGCAGGGCUGCCCGCCAACAAGACGGUGGCCUUGGGCAGCAACGUGGAGUUUGUCUGCAAGGUCUACAGCGACCCCCAGCCCCACAUCCAGUGGCUGAAGCACAUCGAGGUGAACGGCAGCAAGAUCGGCCCCGACAACCUGCCCUACGUGCAGAUCCUGAAGACGGCUGGCGUUAACACAACAGACAAAGAAAUGGAAGUCCUUCACUUAAGGAAUGUCUCAUUUGAGGAUGCUGGGGAGUAUACAUGUUUGGCGGGUAAUUCUAUUGGGAUCUCCCAUCACUCUGCAUGGUUGACAGUUCUCGAAGCUAUUGAAGACACCCCGGCCAUGAUGACGUCCCCCCUCUACCUGGAGAUCAUCAUUUACUGCACCGGGGCCUUCCUCAUCUCCUGCAUGGUGGUGACCGUCAUCAUCUACAAGAUGAAGAGCACCACCAAGAAGACGGACUUCAACAGCCAGCUGGCCGUGCACAAGCUGGCCAAGAGCAUCCCCCUGCGCAGACAGGUGUCGGCCGACUCCAGCUCCUCCAUGAACUCGGGCGUGAUGCUGGUCCGGCCCUCGCGGCUCUCCUCCAGCGGCACCCCCAUGCUGGCCGGCGUCUCCGAGUACGAGCUCCCCGAGGACCCACGCUGGGAGCUGCCCCGGGACAGGCUGAUCCUGGGCAAGCCCCUGGGAGAAGGGUGCUUCGGGCAGGUGGUGCUGGCAGAAGCCAUCGGCCUUGACAAGGACAAGCCAAACCGCGUGACCAAGGUGGCGGUGAAGAUGCUCAAGUCCGACGCCACAGAGAAAGACUUGUCCGACCUCAUCUCCGAGAUGGAGAUGAUGAAGAUGAUCGGCAAGCACAAGAACAUCAUCAACCUGCUGGGAGCCUGCACGCAGGACGGACCGCUCUACGUGAUCGUGGAGUAUGCCAGCAAGGGCAACCUGCGGGAGUACCUGCAAGCCCGGCGGCCCCCUGGCAUGGAGUACUGCUACAACCCCACCCGCGUCCCCGAGGAGCAGCUCUCCUUCAAGGACCUGGUCUCCUGCGCCUACCAGGUGGCCCGGGGCAUGGAGUACCUGGCCUCCAAGAAGUGCAUCCACAGGGACCUGGCGGCCAGGAACGUCCUGGUGACCGAGGACAACGUGAUGAAGAUCGCUGACUUCGGUCUGGCCCGCGACAUCCACCACAUAGAUUACUACAAGAAGACAACGAACGGUCGCCUGCCGGUGAAGUGGAUGGCCCCAGAGGCUCUGUUCGACCGAAUAUACACUCAUCAGAGCGACGUGUGGUCCUUCGGCGUACUGCUGUGGGAGAUCUUCACGCUGGGCGGCUCGCCCUACCCCGGCGUACCGGUCGAGGAGCUCUUCAAGCUGCUGAAGGAAGGUCACAGGAUGGACAAGCCCAGCAACUGCACCAACGAGCUGUACAUGAUGAUGCGGGAUUGCUGGCACGCCGUCCCCUCCCAGAGACCCACCUUCAAGCAGCUGGUGGAAGACCUGGAUAGGAUCGUGGCCAUGACCUCCAACCAGGAGUACCUGGACCUCUCCAUGCCGCUGGAUCAGUAUUCUCCCGGCUUCCCGGACACCCGCAGCUCCACCUGCUCCUCGGGAGAGGACUCUGUUUUUUCUCACGACCCUCUUCCAGACGAGCCGUGCCUUCCCAAGUUCCCCCCUCAGCACACCAACGGCGGACUGAAGCGACACUGAGGGUGGCACUGCCAGCGGGGACUGCCGUGCCGUGCCCGUGCCCGUGCCCGCUGCCGCUGGCGGGCGCUGCCUGCGCAGCCCGGUCGUGCUGAGCUAUUGCAGAAAGGGUUCAGAGACGCAACCGUAGCAUGUCACGUAACCAAAACCACCCACCUCUCAUGCCAGCUUCUCCUGCCGCCUUAGUUGUGAGCUCUCUGCAGCCCAAAGGUUUCGUUCUGGUGUUUUUUUGGUGUUCCCUUUUUUUUUUCCCCCCCCUAAAAAAAAACCCCUCUUUUCCAUCAAAUCUGUGCUUGGAAUAUUUCCACUUGGUUAAGCUGAAAUCCUCUCCCGUGGGUAGCACCCUGUGCGGGAGCCAGCCACCCUUCCUGGGACGGCACGUCCUGGCAGGGCACGGAGAGCCGGGUUUAUCUGCGACGUGGAGAACUCGCGAAGCCGAGGCCAGCGCCGGGUUUCUGCGGCCGGGGAGCGUUGGCGUGCUGGAAGCCUCGCGGCGCGGGGACUCCUGCCGGCGCGGCGCUCGUUGCCGGAGAUGCUCCGGGGCUGGUCCCGCAGCUCAGCAGUGCCAGCACCGAGAUGGGUUUUGCUGACCAAACCCUCGGUACCUCGAAAGUGGGAGACGCGGCGUCUACGUUGCUCAGCACUGAUAAUAGAGGCAGCCAAACACACCAGUGCUAAACACAAAAGUCCUGUGUACAUAGCUAAAAAUAUGUAUAAAUAUGAAUAUAUAUUUACAUGUCUUUUUAAAAGGGUUGUUACCAGAGAUAUACCAGUUUGGUAGUAAGGUACUAGUGGCUGGUAGAUAUCAGUUGCUAUAAAAAAAAAAAAAAGUUCAUAUAUUUUGCUACUUUUGCUGUUUUUAUUUUUUUAAAUUAUGUUCUAAACCUAUUUCAGUUUAGGUCCCUCAAUAAGAAUUGCUGCUGCUGCUUCAGUUUUAUAUGGGGUUGUAUUAAACAACAAUAAUAAUGUGUCGAUGCCUUUUGGGAAUACGUUGUCAUUACGUGCCUGGCCUUUCCCUGGCCCCCGCGACCCGUCCCGUCCCCCCCCGGCUCUGGCGGGGCUGGGCACCGCCUGCCAAGCGCCUGCGGCACCAUAUUGGUGCGUGGGGUGCCGGGGCGCGGGUGUGCCCUGCGUUUUAGGCAGUGCCGGUGAGGGGUCGGGACGGUGCCCUGGGGAAGGGGCUGCAGCCCCCACCCCGGCGGUUGGCUCCCUGGGGAAGGAGCGGGGGGGGGGGCUGGGGUCACGCUGGUCCCACGCCGGAGCACAGGGACGCCGGAGCACUGGGACACCGGAGCACUGGGACACCGGAGCGGUGCCGUAUGGCACCAACCCCUCCAGCCCGGCUCGGUGCAUGGUCCCAGCCCCGCCGUGCCCCGGCCGGGGGGACGCGUGCCCUGCGCAGCCCCGCUCCCCGGGCGAUGCCCACCAGUGCCUUACCGGGGGAGCGUCCUCGGCCGGGGCACCGCGCCGUCCGGCUCUGCCCGUCCGUGCCCGCCGGCCUCCAUCCCGGAGGCAGUUGCGGUGCCCGGCUGCCCGAGCUCUGCUCCACGGAGCUGGUGCCGGUUUGCGGUGCCGGGGGGGGGGAGGUCGGGGCAUUUCCCUGGCCGGGGGCAGCCCCUCGCUGGGGAAGGGGCUGCGUGUGCCCCCAUCCCUCCCCGUCACUGGCAGUGAGACUCCAGAGCCAGGACGCUAUUACUUGAAAAGUUUAUUUUGCCUUUGUACGGAGAAAUAUUAUUUGUUGUAAACUCUUCUGUAAUGAAUCUGGAAUUCUUGUAAUUAUUAAAGACUUUAACCGAGA